AUGAGUGACGAAGAGUAUCAGUCCGCCCAGGAGGACGCUCCCCCGUCGACACAGCCCCCGUCAGAGGGUCAGACAUCGCCGACUGCGGAGCCCGAGACCAGGAUGAGGACCAGAAAGGCCAGCAAGUCGUCCAUGCCGACGAUCGCAGAAGAGGAGCCCGCAGAGAGCUCCGUCCAGCCGGAGAAGACUGCCCGCGGCAAGAAGGCGACGAAAGCGUCCAAGUCCGCUGCAGCUGAUUCGGAAUCUCAGGUCAAAAAGACCCCGGCGUGCGAUAGCUGCAGGAAGUCGAAGGUCCGCUGUAAUCAUCGCCGUCCGAUCGGGGAAGAUGGAGAAGUCGCCCCCGAACCCGCCAGUUCAUCUACCAAGACGCGCAAACGCAAAGCCGAUGCUGAUACCGAAGAUGAACAGGUACAGCCAGAGUCCGAAGAACCUUUGAAAAGGAUUAAGCUUACCAUGGGCAAGGACAAGGGCAAGGGAAAAGAACCAGCCCGGGAAGUGGCAGAGCCCGCUACAACAGCCAGGAGGACCCGCGGACGGCCUCGGAAGCAAUCAUCUGAGGAACCAGCCCAGGAGAACGAGGGAAACAAUCCCCCGGCGACCAAGCGGUCCAAGAAGAACACCACAGCACAGGAGCAGACAGCCUCCGCCGAGGCCGGGCCAUCAACUGCUCCCGCCCCGCGAAAGUUCCCAGCCUUGGAAAGUCUGGAGGGCGCGGCGACGCUGUCUCUUCACAACGUCAUGGGGCGUCAACUGGAGGAGAGAGUGGUGGCAUGUAAUACGCAGUAUGCACAGGCCAUGAAGGCUUUCAGUGAGGUCCAAACGACGCUGGAGAGCUGGGUAGGAGCCUGGACGAGUGGGAAAUGUUAA
Molecule: messenger RNA, 867 nt
Organism: Aspergillus steynii IBT 23096
Lineage: Eukaryota; Fungi; Ascomycota; Eurotiomycetes; Eurotiales; Aspergillaceae
Exons: 4
Coding region: 1-867 (288 amino acids)
Biological process (GO): regulation of DNA-templated transcription
Molecular function (GO): DNA-binding transcription factor activity, RNA polymerase II-specific; zinc ion binding
Source: RefSeq, a predicted model, not a curated record